Messenger RNA from Coregonus sp. 'balchen', 4585 nucleotides. NCBI's taxonomy places the organism in Eukaryota, Metazoa, Chordata, Actinopteri, Salmoniformes, Salmonidae. The record is from the annotation of a GenBank genome assembly.
AUGUUGGAGGCAGGUUAUAUACUCCCCGACAGAGACACAGCCAUGUUGGAGGCAGGUUAUAUACUCCCCCACAGAGACACAGCCAUGUUGGAGGCAGGUUAUAUACUCCCCCACAGAGACACAGCCAUGUUGGAGGCAGGUUAUAUACUCCCCCACAGAGACAGCCAUGUUGGAGGCAGGUUAUAUACUCCCCCACAGAGACACAGCCAUGUUGGAGGCAGGUUAUAUACUCCCCCACAGAGACACAGCCAUGUUGGAGGCAGGUUAUAUACUCCCCCCACAGAGACACAGCCAUGUUGGAGGCAGGUUAUAUACUCCCCGACAGAGACACAUUCAUGUUGGAGGCAGGUUAUAUACUCCCCCACAGAGACACAGCCAUGUUGGAGGCAGGUUAUAUACUCCCCCACAGAGACACAGCCAUGUUGGAGGCAGGUUAUAUACUCCCCCACAGAGACAGCCAUGUUGGAGGCAGGUUAUAUACUCCCCCACAGAGACACAGCCAUGUUGGAGGCAGGUUAUAUACUCCCCCACAGAGACACAGCCAUGUUGGAGGCAGGUUAUAUACUCCCCCACAGAGACACAGCCAUGUUGGAGGCAGGUUAUAUACUCCCCCACAGAGACACAGCCAUGUUGGAGGCAGGUUAUAUACUCCCCCACAGAGACACAGCCAUGUUGGAGGCAGGUUAUAUACUCCCCCACAGAGACACAGACAUGUUGGAGGCAGGUUAUAUACUCCCCCACAGAGACACAGCCAUGUUGGAGGCAGGCUAUAUACUCCCCCACAGAGACACAGCCAUGUUGGAGGCAGGUUAUAUACUCCCCCCACAGAGACACAGCCAUGUUGGAGGCAGGUUAUAUACUCCCCGACAGAGACACAACCAUGUUGGAGGCAGGUUAUAUACUCCCCCACAGAGACACAGCCAUGUUGGAGGCAGGUUAUAUACUCCCCCACAGAGACACAGCCAUGUUGGAGGCAGGUUAUAUACUCCCCCCACAGAGACACAGACAUGUUGGAGGCAGGUUAUAUUCUCCCCCACAGAGACACAGCCAUGUAGGAGGCAGGUUAUAUACUCCCCCACAGAGACAGCCAUGUUGGAGGCAGGUUAUAUACUCCCCCACAGAGACACAGCCAUGUUGGAGGCAGGUUAUAUACUCCCCCACAGAGACACAGCCAUGUUGGAGGCAGGUUAUAUACUCCCCCACAGAGACACAGCCAUGUUGGAGGCAGGUUAUAUACUCCCCCACAGAGACACAGCCAUGUUGGAGGCAGGCUAUAUACUCCCCCACAGAGACACAGCUAUGUUGGAGGCAGGUUAUAUACUCCCCCACAGAGACACAGCCAUGUUGGAGGCAGGCUAUAUACUCCCCCACAGAGACACAGCCAUGUUGGAGGCAGGUUAUAUACUCCCCCACAGAGACAGCCAUGUUGGAGGCAGGUUAUAUACUCCCCCACAGACACACAGACAUGUUGGAGGCAGGCUAAAUACUCCCCCACAGAGACACAGCCAUGUUGGAGGCAGGUUAUAUACUCCCCCACAGAGACACAGCCAUGUUGGAGGCAGGUUAUAUACUCCCCCACAGAGACAGCCAUGUUGGAGGCAGGCUAUAUACUCCCCCCACAGAGGUAGCAAUGUUGGAGGCAGGUUAUAUACUCCCCCACAGAGACACAGCCAUGUUGGAGGCAGGUUAUAUACUCCCCCACAGAGACACAGCCAUGUUGGAGGCAGGUUAUAUACUCCCCCACAGAGACACAGCCAUGUUGGAGGCAGGUUAUAUACUCCCCCACAGAGACACAGCCAUGUUGGAGGCAGGCUAUAUACUCCCCCCACAGAGACAGCCAUGUUGGAGGCAGGUUAUAUACUCCCCCACAGAGACACAGCCAUGUUGGAGGCAGGUUAUAUACUCCCCCACAGAGACACAGCCAUGUUGGAGGCAGGUUAUAUACUCCCCCACAGAGACACAGCCAUGUUGGAGGCAGGUUAUAUACUCACCCACAGAGACACAGCCAUGUUGGAGGCAGGUUAUAUACUCCCCCACAGAGACACAGCCAUGUUGGAGGCAGGUUAUAUACUCCCCCACAGAGACACAGCCAUGUUGGAGGCAGGUUAUAAACUCCCCCACAGACUCAGAGCCAUGUUGGAGGCAGGUUAUAUACUCCCCCACAGAGACAGCCAUGUUGGAGGCAGGUUAUAUACUCCCCCACAGAGACACAGCCAUGUUGGAGGCAGGUUAUAUACUCCCCCACAGAUACACAGCCAUGUUGGAGGCAGGCUAUAUACUCCCCCACAGAGACAGAGCCAUGUUGGAGGCAGGUUAUAUACUCCCCCACAGAGACACAGCCAUGUUGGAGGCAGGUUAUAUACUCCCCCACAGAGACACAGCCAUGUUGGAGGCAGGUUAUAUACUCCCCCACAGAGACACAGCCAUGUUGGAGGCAGGUUAUAUACUCCCCCACAGAGACACAGCCAUAUUGGAGGCAGGUUAUAUACUCCCCCACAGAGACACAGCCAUGUUGGAGGCAGGUUAUAUACUCCCCCUCAGAGACACAGCCAUGUUGGAGGCAGGUUAUAUACUCCCCCUCAGAGACACAGCCAUGUUGGAGGCAGGUUAUAUACUCCCCCACAGAGACAGCCAUGUUGGAGGCAGGUUAUAUACUCCCCCACAGAGACACAGCCAUAUUGGAGGCAGGUUAUAUACUCCCCCUCAGAGACACAGCCAUGUUGGAGGCAGGUUAUAUACUCCCCCACAGAGACAAAGCCAUGUUGGAGGCAGGUUAUAUACUCCCCCACAGAGACACAGCCAUGUUGGAGGCAGGCUAUAUACUCCCCCCACAGAGACAGCCAUGUGUGAGGCAGGUUAUAUACUCCCCCACAGAGACACAGCCAUGUUGGAGGCAGGUUAUAUACUCCCCCACAGAGACACAGCCAUGUUGGAGGCAGGUUAUAUACUCCCCCACAGAGACACAGCCAUGUUGGAGGCAGGUUAUAUACUCCCCCACAGAGACACAGCCAUGUUGGAGGCAGGUUAUAUACUCCCCCACAGAGACACAGCCAUGUUGGAGGCAGGUUAUAUACUCCCCCACAGAGACACAGCCAUGUUGGAGGCAGGUUAUAUACUCUCCCACAGAGACACAGCCAUGUUGGAGGCAGGUUAUAUACUCCCCCACAGAGACACAGCCAUGUUGGAGGCAGGUUAUAUACUCCCCCACAGAGACACAGCCAUGUUGGAGGCAGGUUAUAUACUCCCCCACAGAGACACAGCCAUGUUGGAGGCAGGUUAUAUACUCCCCCACAGAGACACAGCCAUGUUGGAUGCAGGUUAUAUACUCCCCCACAGAGACACAGCCAUGUUGGAGGCAGGCUAUAUACUCCCCCACAGAGACACAGCCAUGUUGGAGGCAGGUUAUAUACUCCCCCACAGACUCAGAGCCAUGUUGGAGGCAGGUUAUAUACUCCCCCACAGAGACAGCCAUGUUGGAGGCAGGUUAUAUACUCCCCCACAGAGACACAGCCAUGUUGGAGGCAGGUUAUAUACUCCCUCACAGAUACACAGCCAUGUUGGAGGCAGGCUAUAUACUCCCCCACAGAGACACAGCCAUGUUGGAGGCAGGUUAUAUACUCCCCCACAGAGACACAGCCAUGUUGGAGGCAGGUUAUAUACUCCCCCACAGAGACACAGCCAUGUUGGAGGCAGGUUAUAUACUCCCCCACAGAGACACAGACAACACACCACAACCAUCACAGAAAGACACAGGAGUAGACAGGAAAGGGCUGGCGUGGAAUGCUGAAAGUUAGGACGUUCCACUCAUAAUAAACAAAGUAAAAAAUAAGGUGUCAUUUGGGACGUGGCAAUAGUAUAUGUACGGGGCUGCUAUAUCCUAAUGAAGUGUCAUCUCACGUAACAGAGUCAGCCCUCAUCCAAUUACACUGUCUGUUUGUCUGCCAGCCUCCCUGCACAAUGGAUGUGUGUGUCUGUGUGUGUGUGUGUGUGUGUGUGUGUGUUUGCGUACCUCCAUUUUAUCUUCCACUGUUGACUUAUUUGAUUUGUGUCCCUCUGUUCUAUUCUGUCUCACUGAUGUUUACCCUAAAGUGGGGAACAUAGGCAAUUGGCCCCUUUUGGCCUGCAGAGUUGUAUUGUAAUGUAAGGACUAAUUAGAUUUGUCUCAAGUUUGCCCCUCAGUCCUUUGAGGAACGAAACAGGGGUGUCCUUUUAGGUCACCCCCCCCCCCUCAUUUGUUGGCUUAUUUGAUUCAGGCCCUUAAUUUCCUGUUGUCUCAUCUGAGUUUUCCCAAGGCAGGCAAUACCAGAACAUUGCUAUACCGUUUUGCCUGCAGCAUUUUGUUACCUGUUUAUUGGUCCUUAUAUGAGGUAUUUUCUGGAGUCUUUAGGCAUUAGGCAACUUUGAAGAACAGAAUGGGUUUGAACAGGGAUGUUCCUCUGAGUCGUUGGGAUGGAUGGGCUGCUUCUGUUUAAAUAAAUAUGGCACUCUGCUCUCCGCUUUGCCACCCUCAGACAUGACUAAUGGCAGCCAGAGCUGCCAGCAGAACGGACACUUUGAGCGAUGGGGUGAGGAGAUAAAUAAAGCA